CGCCCCUUGCGGUCGAUUUUUUAAGCCACACAACCAUAUGAUUGUCAUUUUUGUCUCAGGGCAAUAAUGCUUCAGGACUGAUGUGGAAUUUUUUAUUUAUUUUCGUUGUAAGGAUGCGGUGACCCUCUCUGCUCGUCGAACAAAUCUUUCUUUGUGAGACUCGUGAAAGAUAGCAAAAAUGAGCGACCUCUUCAAGUCUGCUAUGGGCUACUUCAGCUCCAGCUCAGUCCCUGGAGAGCCCACUGGUCAAGGCAAUGAGUUUGUAGGCCAAAUUGUGCAAAUCAACAAUGUGAAACUACGAAUAAGAAAACUUAUCGCUGAAGGUGGAUUUGCGCUUGUCUUUGUUGCUCAAGAUGUGAACACUGGCAAGGAAUAUGCUCUCAAGAGAAUGAUGGCAGCGGACGAGGAAGCAAACAAGAAUAUUAAUCAAGAAAUUAAUAUUCUUAAAAAACUGAAUGGACAUGCAAAUGUAAUUCAGUUUAUGAUAGCUCAUCAAGUUGAAAAAUCAAGAACACCGCACGGCAUGACAGAGUAUCAGAUAGUGACAGAACUAUGCACAGGUGGUAGUCUUAUAGACGUUUUGAAUCUUAGAGCUGGAAAUCCUCUUCCUCCUAUCACUGUGUGCCAGAUUUUCUGGCAAACCUGCAAAGCUGUUCAACACAUGCAUGCACAACAGCCUCCAAUUACUCAUAGAGAUUUAAAGAUUGAAAACCUCUUGAUUGGUGCUAACGGGCAAAUCAAACUAUGCGAUUUCGGCUCAGCAACAUUUCAAACAUUCCAUCCUGACAUGACAUGGUCUGCAACGCAGAGGAGUUUGCUUGAAGACGAGAUGGCAAAAUUCACCACACCAAUGUACCGAGCGCCUGAAAUGUUGGACACCUGGGAUAAUAGGCCAAUCACUUCAGCAAGCGAUGUUUGGGCGCUUGGCUGCGUGCUCUUCAUGCUUUGCUACUUGAAACACCCCUUUGAGGAUUCUGCCAAGCUGCGAAUCCUAAAUGGAAACUACACCAUCCCUCCUGGAGACACUAAAUAUUCCUGGUUCCACGACAUCAUCCGUGGAUGUCUGCAGGUGGAUCCCGAGAAGAGACUUAAAAUUUCAGAUGUUCUGGAAAGACUUGCUGCUAUUUGCGAGAGUCACAACAUUGAUGUCAAAGAGCCACUGAAAUUGUCAGGAAAGAGACUGGACACCCCUAGUCCCACACACCCUACUCCUAGUCCAGCAGCUAACCAUCCUGUCAGUGAGGAGAAGCCACCCCAGCGACCUCCGAGACCGUCACAGAUGCCACAUCGCCUCAGCAGCCCAAGCGAGACUCAUCCUCUGCCUCAGAGGCCAGAGAGGCCGGAGAGACCUCUGCCUCCGGCUCCUCAGCAACCUCAGGCCGGUGGACUGUUUUCCUCUAUCAAGGGUGGUGCUGGAAGCUUUUUGAAAAACCUCAAGGAUACCUCCUCAAAGGUCAUCACGACCGUCCAACAGAGCAUUGCGCGGUCCGACCUAGACCUUAGUUACAUCACGUCAAGGCUCGCUGUGAUGAGCUUCCCUGGCGAAGGGCUUGAAAUUACCCACAGGAACAGCGCGGAGGACGUCCGAGCCCUGCUUGAAACUAGGCAUGGAGGAUAUUUCAUGGUCUUCAAUGUAUCUGGCCGAGCCUACAAUCCAGCAAGACUUGGCGGGCGAGUAAUGGACUGCAACUGGCCUGGAAAAGGAAGGGCGCCACCACUGGCAACUCUCUACUCCACCUGUUCAGCGAUGCUUGAAUUCCUGGGCAAGGACAACCGAAAUAUAUGCGUCGUACACUGCAUGGAUGGCAGGGCUUCCUCUGCCCUUGCUGUGAGUGCUCUGUUGAUGUAUUGUGGACUGUUCAAGAGACCGGAUGAUGCCGUUCAAAUGUUUGCCGUCAAGAGGUUCCCUCCCAUUCUAAACCCUUCAGAAAUGAGGUACCUUUACUAUCUGUACAACAUUCUGCAGCCGUCUCCGUUGUUACCUCACCGAAUGCCAGUUCACAUUGUUUCCCUGAUCCUUCAGCCUGUGCCGAUGUUCACAAAGGUCAAGGAUGGCUGCAGACCAUUUAUUGAAAUCUAUCAAGAUGAUCACAGAGUGUACACUACUAUCCAGGAGUAUGACCGAAUGACCAUGUAUCACAUUACGGAGGGCAAGAUCGCACUCCCAAUUGGAUUACCGGUCCAAGGAGACAUUACAAUUAUAGUGUACCACGCACGCAACACUAUCAGUGGAGUCAUUGCACAGGGUAGACCCUCUGGUAUCCGGAUAGGCCAGGUGCAGUUCCACACAGGCGUAAUUGCGGAAGAGAUGACAAGCCUGAAGUUCCAACAGUGUGAGCUGGACGAGAUUGAAGUCAGUCCGGACCACUACCCUGAAAAAUUCUCAAUUACUGUAAGUGUGUUUGUCUCCGAUGAAGCGAAGAAACCGUCGCGGCCCGAGACGUGGCUCGAUCACCACACUAAAACUCUAUCUCCAGACCUCUUAUUCUCCACCAAAUUAGAAAAAGAAGAAGCAGUAGAAACAUUUGUGCAUGUCCCGUCGAAGCCUCCUCCACGACCUGCAGCGCCUCACCCUAAUCAUUCUACACCACCUCCAGUGCCGCCUCACGCCAAUCCACCUCCUAGGCCACAACCGCCUGUGAUUCAGAAACCUGAGGAGGAGCCAGAGGCUGAGCCUGAAAUAUCUAAGGAGGAGGGCAAAGAAGCAGCUGAGAAGUUGUUAGAAGAUGACCUUCUGGGUUUGAACCUGAACCUGAGUGAGCCAAGCAAUAAUGAAGGCGCCCCUGUCAGCCUGCCCAAACCGUCAAGCAAUGUUGACUUGCUAGGAGGAUUUGGAACCGGAGCAGAUACUUUCUUCGCUCCUGACGCACCGCAGCCCAAACCAUCUGAUGAUUUGUUUGAUCCAUUUGGAAUUUCGGAAAAUCAUGGCAUGACGAGCUCCCAUGGCAGUGACAGCAAUCUUCUCGGCGGCUGGGCGAAUGUUGCACCUGCAAAUUCUAAUGGUAACGGCUUUCCCAGAAACUCCAGCAAUCCAAAUAUGGAGACAAAGAGCAAGGAUCCCUUUGCUGAUUUAGGUUCGUUAUCAGGCCUGGCGCCAGGAACUGGGGGCUGGAAUAUUGGCGGCGGCUCUUCGAAAACAAGCCCCUUGAACGGCAGCCCAAGUGUUUCCCCUAUGGUUGGCUCUCCUUCCCAUAAACCAAGUACAGGCCCCACCUGGAACGCACCAGCAGCAAACACAGUCAAGUCUCCAUCUGGAACACCGAUUCACCAAAUGAAAUCUCCUAGCGAACCCCAACGACCUGACUACAGCCGGUCGCAUUUUGACACUGCAUUCACAGACAAGCUGGGAGGAACCGGCGUCAGACCAAAACCAUCAAACGCCUUUGAGGAUUUGCUAGGUUCUCAGGGCUACACGUUCACCUCCACCAGAGAGAGUGGGCCAAAGACGAUGAACGCCAUGCGCAAAGAGGACAUGGCUCAAACCAUGGAUCCAGACAAACUGAAGAUUGUGGAGUGGACGGACGGCAAGAAGAAGAACAUCAGGGCUCUUUUGUGCUCGAUGCACACGAUUCUGUGGGAGGGCACGACUUGGAAAUCUGUUGGCAUGCACCAGCUGGUGACCGCGGCUGAGGUCAAGAAAACCUACAGGAAAGCUUGUUUGGCUGUUCACCCUGACAAGCAAAUGGGUACUGAUAAUGAAAACAUGGCCAAGCUGAUUUUUAUGGAGCUGAACAAUGCCUGGAGUGAAUUCGAAAGCGACCCUGCUACCCAACAAAUAUUUGGCUAAUUUCAAUGUCUCUCUUUACUGCACCAGACAAAUUGAGGUUUAAUUUUAAAUUUAUGCUAAAGCCUUCCGUCUGUUUAAGAUGUGCUCUUUUCUGUUAUAAGUUAGCAUUUAAUUAGCAGAGGAGAAAUGCUAUCGUGACGUUGGAAAAUCUGGUGUGUAAUAUAAGUUUCAAAACCUAUUUUGUUACAGUUUUUUUCGGUGCUAUUUAUUUAAAGCAACUUGGACACGAUGAUUUUUGGCGAUGCUAUUCAAAAUAAACAGACAUAGCUGCGAUGUAAUACAUGAAUAUACUGUAUGAAAUAUAUGUAACCAUUCACUAUCUACCAAUUAACAAGAUUAAGUAAAUUUGAUCUUGUGCUCUUGAAGUGAGUAGAAAUGAUACUAGAACCGAUAAUUAAUGAAAAACAUCAAGUUAAACAAUAUAUAUUUUGAGGCUAAUCAUAACCAUAGCAAAAGCAAUGUUGUUGUGAUCGAACUGGCAUCGAUCAAAAUUAAAUUAAAAAAUGAUAACUCUGCAAGUUUCUAUCCUGAUGUUAUCCAAGUGCAAUCUCAAAAUGUGAGUGUAGUUCUGAGGCAUUCCAUUGCAAUGUUUUCUCUUUGUUUUGAAUAGGAGAUUUAUGUAAUAUUAAAUUAUUGACUUGUAAAUUGGUGAUCUAAGGAGCAAAGUAAUUUAUUUACUAUGAUUUACGUGGAUGAUGGAUAAUGAAAAUCGGAUUAAAAUGGAGUAAGUUAAAAAAAUCAAUCUUGGAUUCUGAAACUUUUUGAUUGAUCUCUCCCUGAUGCUAUAUUUUAGUAAUUUCAAGCCAACAUGUUAACCAGAGUGUUGCCUGUAUCCCUGAUAAUAUCUUGGUUGCAAAUAAAAGUCGAGCUAUUUUAUUGUUACACAA
Cloeon dipterum is the source of this 4674-nucleotide messenger RNA. RefSeq names its product cyclin-G-associated kinase (gene aux). The transcript is spliced from 21 exons. Gene Ontology annotation, molecular function: ATP binding; protein serine/threonine kinase activity; AP-2 adaptor complex binding. Gene Ontology annotation, biological process: protein phosphorylation; positive regulation of Notch signaling pathway; regulation of clathrin-dependent endocytosis. The coding region runs from base 179 to 3787 and encodes 1202 amino acids. Gene Ontology annotation, cellular component: cytoplasm. Lineage: Eukaryota; Metazoa; Arthropoda; Insecta; Ephemeroptera; Baetidae. The record is from RefSeq and is a predicted model, not a curated record.